GGAAUGGUGGGAUUCCAUAAGAUAUUUUAAAAAAUAUAAUCUCCUAGAUUACAAAGAAGAACAUCGUCAUUUCCAUUUAUUUCCUCCAAUUUGGACAUAAUAUUUGCCUACAAGAUAAACUUUAAGAAAACCUUUUUAAGAGGAUAAAGAUCUAAAGUUAUAGAAGAAUUUAAUAAAGAUUUUAUUUGAUAGAUACCCAGAAUUAAGAUAUGAUACAAGUGGAAGAGAAUCCUUAAUUCAUAAUAAUAUGGAAACAUAAUAUAGCUAUAGUACUCGUUUUAUUUUAAAAUAAUAGGAAUUGAUGAAAAAUGGAUUAACUUAAGAAUAAGCGUUCAAAAAAACAGAAGUAAUGUUUUAAGACAGAAUUUAAAGAAAAGUUGACCAAAAUAAUUUAACUAGAGGGUUAGCAGUUAAUAAUAGAGCAAGAUCUUUUAUGAACUAUUAUUAAUAAUAAGCAGAAAAAGAAUCUAGAUUAAAGGUAUUGAGAAUGAAAAGAGACUUAAAAUAAUAUUAAUAAUAAAUGCAUGAUUUCGAAUAAAUAUAAUAAGAUGAUGGAGGUAUUUACAACAACAAAAAUAUAAUUAAAAAAUAAAUAUAUAAAAAUAGAUAAUGAAUAAGAUUAUUUAGAAACAUAAGAAAAUAUUUAUAAUCGUGUACUUUUCAAACUACAAAAUUAAGGUCAUAAAACAACAGAAGCAAAAGAAGAAGAAAGAAAGCUAAGCAAUUCAAAGGAAUUCAUAGAAAGAAAUGAAAAUAUGUUUAAAGUGUAUUAUUAAAGAGCUGCUAUUUACGACCGUCUUUAAGGUCUAUCAGAUUAAUAAAUACAAGAAGAAGUUAGAAAUUCUCCUACUAAAAUGAAAAACAGGGUAAGAAAAUUAAUUAAAAAAUUAGAAAAGUUAAAUGUAGUAUUAAGGCCUGAUGGUACAGUAGACUUUUCUUAAGUAAAAAAUGAAAAUUUGCGUGCUAAAUUAUAAGAAAAUUUAUACGUAAAAUAUGCUUUGAUGUAGAAAGAUUUAGAAUUCGAGUUUCCUCAUAAAGAGCAUUAAAUGGAUUAAGCAUUAGUAUUAAAAAAACAAUUAGAAAAAGUCAGAUAAUAAUAAGAAAAUUAUACUAGAGAUAUAAUUUAAAUAGCUGGUUCACCUUUUAAAAUGAUUUAAUAAAUUCAAAGUUAUGAAAAUACUCAUGAUAGUACUGAAGAAUUAGCUCAAAAAUAAAAAGAAUAAUAAAGAUUAGGUACUAUUCAAUUAGAACAAAACUAUUUACAGUCUCUUUCUAAACCUCUAUAUGAAUCUUAGGGUACUUAUAAACUUUUUGAAACAUAUGAAGAAAGAAUGCUUAGAAUUGAAGAAAAGUGGUUAAGAAAAUAAUUAAAGAAUUAAGAUAAAAUAGAUGAUGAUAAAGAAAAUAGAUUAAUUGAAAUUAUAGAUAGAUUACGAAGAUUAAAAUAUAAAAUUGAUUAACAAAGUUAUAAAAAUGCAAAGUAAUUAAUUUUUGAAGAACAUGAAGUUUUUGGAGAAGAUUUAUUAUAAGAUGAGAAACAUUCCUAUGAAGAUUUAAGAAAUUAUCUUUAUUAAACUUAAGAAGAACGUAGGAAGUCAGACUUAGAUAUUUAAAAUGAUAACAAAAUAAAUGAAAUGAUUUAAAUUAAUGAAUUUUAUGAAGAUUUAUCAAAUCCCUAUGACAAAGCUUAUUUAUCAAAAAUCAAUCUUAAAGACACUAUAGAAUUUAAAAAAAGUAAAGAAUAAAAAAUAUAAGAAUUACGAUUCAUUAAAGAAAGCUAAGAAGGUUUAGAAGAAGAUUAACAAAACGCUCUUGAUUAAUUAGAAGAUAGCUAAGAAAACGAUGAAGGUCUUAUGACUAUGCAAGAAUAUGAAAAAGGCUUAGAAAUGGAUUCUAUUAAAAUAAAUAAGAAAGAUUCUGAAUAAUUAGUUGAUGAAUCUAAGUAAAAUAAUGAAAAGAGAAAAAUUGUAGAUUUUAUUAAUAAAGCUAAUAGAGAAAAAAAAACUAAGUCCAAGACUAAAGUAGAAUGA
Ichthyophthirius multifiliis is the source of this 2030-nucleotide messenger RNA. RefSeq lists its product as hypothetical. The transcript has 2 exons. NCBI's taxonomy places the organism in Eukaryota, Ciliophora, Oligohymenophorea, Hymenostomatida. The record is from RefSeq and is a predicted model, not a curated record.